Symbiodinium natans is the source of this 1467-nucleotide messenger RNA. Lineage: Eukaryota; Dinophyceae; Suessiales; Symbiodiniaceae. The record is from the annotation of a GenBank genome assembly.
AUGAUGGCAGAUGGCGAUGGAAAGGACCCGAAGGCGGCCAAGAAGGGCUAUCCAGAGAAGGAGCAAUCCAAGGAGGAGCCCGACGUGCCAGAGGAUGCCGCAGCCAAGAAGAAAAAGAAGAGCAAGAAGAAGAAGGACACCCCAGCCGCAGCGCAGGAGGGAGAAGCUGCCCCUGCAAGUGCGGAAGCUGUGGCUCCUUCACCCGAUGCUGCACCGGACGGUGAGGAGGAUGUGGCGGAUGCAGGAGCCAAGAAGAAGAGCAAGAAGAAGAAGAAGGCUGGAGGUGAUGGAGGUGCCCUGGCAAAGGCUUUCAUCCCCGAGCAGGACAACAGCGCGCUCCGGGGGCUCAAGAACUGGCCAGCGGUGCCCUCGUCGCGGCAAAGCCCGGCCUUCGACGUUCCCGUGAGCGAGCAGUACCCCGACGGUGACUUCCCUUCUGGGGUUUGCGUCGAGUACAUGGGUGCCAACUCCUUCCGGACGACCUCCGCCGAGAAGCGCGAGCUCGAGCGCCUCGCCUCCUACGACUACGAGAAGAUCCGGAAAGCUGGAGAGGUCCACCGGCAGGUCAGGAAGUACGUGCAGUCCUACGUGAAGCCUGGUUUGAAGAUGACGGAGAUCUGCCAGCGCCUGGAGAGAAAAACCCACGAGCUGGUAGUUGCAAACGGCCUGGAGGCAGGAUGGGGCUUCCCAACCGGUUGCUCCCUGAACUGGGUGGCCGCCCACUACACCCCGAACUACGGGGACGAGACGGUCCUGCAGUACGACGACGUCUGCAAGCUGGACUUCGGCGUUCAAGUCGGUGGUCGCAUCGUCGACUCCGCCUUUACCAUCGCCUUCAAUCAGAGGUAUGACCCCAUCAUCGAGGCCAGCCAGGAUGGCACCAACACCGGAGUGAGGGAGGCGGGCAUCGAUGCGCGCUUCACGGACAUCGGGGCCGCCAUUCAGGAGGCCAUUGAGUCCUACGAGAUUGAGCUCAACGGCAAGACCUGGCCCAUCAAGUCGGUUCGGAACCUGAACGGCCACUCCAUCGAGCCCUACCACAUCCACGGCGCCAAGUCGGUGCCCAUUGUCAAGAACCAGUGCCCCUCCAUCAUGGAGGAGGGGGAGUUCUACGCCAUUGAAACCUUUGCCUCCAAUGGCAAAGGCUACGUGGUGGAGGAUCUGGAGUGCUCCCACUACAUGAAGAUCUUCGAUGCUCCGCACGUGCCACUGCGCGUGAAGAGCUCCAAGGCCCUGCUCCAUGCGAUUGAGCAGAACUUCGGAACCUUAGGAUUCUGCCGGCGCUGGUUGGAUGACCUGGGCCAGACGCGCCAUUUGAUGGCUUUGAAGAACCUGGUGGACAACGACAUUGUCCAGCCCUAUCCGCCCCUUUGCGAUGCGAAGGGCUCCUACGUGACACAGAUGGAGCACACCCUUCUGCUGCGGCCGACGUGCAAGGAGGUGAUCUCUCGGGGUGACGACUACUGA